CUGAGUAGCUAAUUAUGGCAUUUUUAGUUGCUCGUUUUUGCUCAUUUCAAAACCGCAUUUCCUUCAAUGAGUGAAGCAAUUUUAUUCCUGUAUUUCUGAAGUCUGGCAGGAUGGUGAAUACUCUUGUGGUUAAGUUAAGAGAUUGAGAGUGAAUUUACAAAGAAGCCGAAGAACAGUUUUUUUUUUUUACUUGGGCUGCUUUGCCCCUCUGUCUAGUGCCCCCAAUGGCAGCCGACGUAUAUAACCCUGUUUCAUUGCGCCACAAGUCCAGGAAGAAAAGUCGAGGGAAUGUGACAACGAUGAGCCGAAGGAGGAUAUCGGUCAAGGAAUUGGGACAAGUGGACUGUCAGGGCUGGCUCUACAAGAAGAAGGAGGGAAAAGGAUUUUUAGGAAUGAAAUGGAAAAAGUUUUGGUUUGUUCUGAAGAAGAGCUCACUGUACUGGUAUACCAGCCAGAUGGCAGAAAAAGCUGAAGGGUACAUACAUUUGACAGACUUCAUGAUAGACCGAGCAACAGAAUGCAAAAAGAAGUAGUAAGUGUUAUGUUGUCUUUUGAAUGUUUUCCCUUCACCUUGCAAGUUAGGCAAUGUCUGAACUUUGAAAUCUGGAAUAAAUCAUUUGAAAGUCAACAAAACCAUAGGA
This is a messenger RNA of Lepisosteus oculatus (spotted gar), 641 nucleotides long. Lineage: Eukaryota; Metazoa; Chordata; Actinopteri; Semionotiformes; Lepisosteidae. The record is from RefSeq and is a predicted model, not a curated record.